Messenger RNA from Lolium rigidum, 4185 nucleotides. Its product is annotated as SNF2 domain-containing protein CLASSY 1-like. Bases 1 to 3993 code for a protein of 1330 amino acids. NCBI's taxonomy places the organism in Eukaryota, Viridiplantae, Streptophyta, Magnoliopsida, Poales, Poaceae. Gene Ontology annotation, molecular function: ATP binding; ATP-dependent chromatin remodeler activity. Gene Ontology annotation, biological process: gene silencing by siRNA-directed DNA methylation. The transcript has 5 exons. The record is from RefSeq and is a predicted model, not a curated record.
AUGGCCAAGGAACCUAGAGACCGCCCUACCCAUCCGAUCGAUGAAACUCCAUUUGAGGCACUUUAUGAUGGCUCAUGGCAUGGAGUUAAGUGUAUAAGGGUCAGGGAUGGCGGUCUCUUCGUUAAGUUCGUCUACUCUGGAUCCACAGUGGAGCAUAAUGUUAGCGGGGAUCAUCUGCGCAUGCGAUCCAGAAAGGCGACAUGCUUCGAUUGCUUGCAUGUUCUCAAGCCAGGUGUUAGUGUCUCUGUACUAUCACCCAAUGCCCUCCAAAUAUUACCGUGUCAUGAUGAUGCAAGGCUCGUCGCAAUCAAGAGAAAUCAUAAUGCAGAUCAGUGUCUAUGCAUGUUUGGUGUUAUGCUCUACAAGAAUCAAUGUCCUGGCAACACUGAAAAGGGAAAAAUGAUAACUGAUAGUAAAGAGGAGGUUAUGACCCUAAGAAAUAUCUUCCUCUUGCAAAAACUCCAGCCGAAGGAGCUCCUGGAGGAAAGCAUACAAUGGAGUUGUACGGUGGACUGCCUCUCUCACAAUAGAAGCAAGCUCUUAAGUGGUAGGUUCUCUUCAGAAAUUGCACAUCUCAUAGUACUGUCUACUCUGAGGGGAAUGGAGUUCAGCAUCAAGCUGGUAGAGGGUAAGAUCAUUUAUCGUAUCAUCAAAGGAGACAAAGCACGAUACAGUCUCGAUUCCAUGACCGUCCCUCCAGGAUUUGGCAACAGCAUGGAUAUAAUUUCAUUCCAACCGCAUGAUGAGACUUUACGCCCAAUUACCAAAAAUGUCCCUCUCACUCAUCCAAAGAAGGACAAUCUCACAGAAGACACGAGUUUUGUUUUGAAUACUGAAUUGGCUAUUCCAUUAGAAUACAUGAGAUUGGAUGGUCUAAUCGAUGCUUUCUGUGCAAACAAGCACAAUCCAAUCACUGUGAAGACUGAAUUGGAUGUUCUAUCUGAUGUUUUCUCGUAUGAGCAACUGGACAUGAGGCGCUCAAAGCGUCUCAAAACUCAACCGGAGCGCUUUAUCAGUUAUGAUGCACCUAACUUCGAUCGUGACAAGUGGAAGAGGCGUGGUGCAUCAUCCACCAAGCAUGAUAAACUUCAAAGAGCUUCAUAUCAAGAUUUAUCAGUUAAAGUAGAAUCAAGCUUGGAAGAGGUCCCAGUGAACAUCACACCAAACCAAGCAGCUGCAGGUGCUUUCGUGACCAAGGAAGACUCAAGCUCCACAAAAAGGCAGCGUAUGAGCACAAGAACUCCUGUGAAGGAAAAAUCCAUCUCUGAGGAAGCGAAGGCGAAGAGCACAACUCAAGAAAUAGCUUCGUAUCGAUAUUCAUCAGUUGAAGUAGAUUCAAGCUGUGAAGAGGUCCCAGCAAACAUCACACCGCACCAAGCAGGUGCAUGCACUUUUCUGGUCAAGGAAAAACCAAGCUCCACAAAAGAGCAGUAUAAGAGCACAAGGAGAACUCCUGUGAAGAAAAACCCCAACUCUGAUGUAGUUAAGGAGAAGAGUACAAUUCAAGAAACAGCUUUAGAUUCUCCUAUUCCUCGGACACCUGUAAAGAAUAAGGAGAAGAAUCAUCGCCCGCCUAUGUCAUUUCAACGGAACUCAUUUACUUUAUCAUGCAGCCUAAAUGGCAAUUCUGAGCCAGCAUUCUGUCAGAAAAGUGGUAGGAAAAGAAAGGAACGCAUGUCUGAAAGAGAAUACAAGCAAAUGAUAAACCAAUGCAUAGGAAACAUCCAGAGUGAAAUGGAGAGGGACUUUGAGUUCCCUCUUGAUGUCCCUGUGAUGAAUUACCAUCAGGGUGCUUACCAAGAAGAGGAUUUUACGUGGCCACCUUCUGCUGAUAGUCCAGAUGAGAAGGAUGAGCUUGAUGAUCUUGAUGAUCUUUGGAAAGAAAUGGACUACUCAUUGACCACAGUAGCACUUCUUGAGCAAAAUCAGGGCCCAGAUUCAGAAGCAGUUCAUGAGAGCACUGCUGGUUUAGGAAAAAACGGAGAAAUACCAUGUCAUCAUGACUGCAUACUGGAUGAGGAGCAUGGACUGGUGUGCAGAUUAUGCAAUGUUGUAUGUACUGAGGCAAAGGAUAUAUUUCCAGAAAUGGUCAAUGGUAAUGACUAUAAUAAGAAGAGACCUGGAUGCAGUAAUUUUUACCAUGAUGAGCAUGUACUUGAUCCUUCUCUUUUUGCAAUCCUGGGACCAGAGCUUUCGGAAUUGAGGGGCUCUGUGAACUUGUGGAGUUUAAUACCCGAUCUCGAGCCUAAACUGCUUCCUCAUCAAAGGAAGGCGUUCGAGUUUAUUUGGAAAAACUUGGCGGGAUCAUUGCAACUUGAGGAAAUGAAUAAUCCGACAGCCAGUACAGGUGGCUGUGUGGUUGCACAUACUCCUGGAUCCGGGAAAACACUGCUGCUGAUCUCAUUUCUUGUCAGUUACUUGAAGGUUCACCCGAGAAGCCGGCCGUUAGUUCUUACUCCAAAAUCUGCUAUCCACACAUGGAGGAGAGAAUUCGAGAAAUGGGGUAUUUCACUUCCUCUGCAUGUGCUUCACCAUGCUGACAGAAGUGGCAAGCCAAUGGGGGAUAUUGAUCCUAGGCUGCAGGCAAUGUUAAGCAAUUUUCGCCAGUCGUCCUGGAAAAAUAUGCGACUUGUGGAUUGUAUGGACAAGUUAUGCAAGUGGCACGAGAGUCCAAGUAUUCUCCUCAUGACGUACUCGUCGUUCUUAGGGAUGACGAGAGAAGACACAAGAAUGUCGCAGCGAGCAUUCAUGGCACAAGUCCUGAUCAACAACCCUGGGCUGUUGAUCCUCGACGAGGGACACAACCCCAGGAGCAACAAAUCGAAGUUGAGGCGGGUGCUUAUGAAGGUGAAAACUGAGUAUAGAAUCCUCCUGUCUGGUACAAUCUUCCAGAAUAAUUUUGAAGAGUAUUUCAACACCCUAUCUUUGGCCAGACCUCGGUUUGUCAAUGAUGUCAUGACUGCACUUGUCCCAGAAAGGAAGAAGGAAACCAGCAGCAGGAGAGCUAAACAUAUAGAAGCAGUGACAAGGCGCAUUUUUGUGGAAAGAGUUGGGCAAAAGAUGGAGUCUAGCGACAAUUGGGACCGGGUAGAUGGCAUCAAUUUGUUAAACGAGCUUACAUGUGGAUUCAUCGAUUCUUUCGAAGGGUCAAAGCUAAGCAGCCUUCCAGGGAUACAUGCAUAUACCCUUUUCAUGAAACCCACUGACAUCCAAAAGGAGAUACUUUCGAAAAUAACGAUGGCUACGUCAUGUGGUGGCCGUUACCUUCUUGAGGUUGAGCAUCUCAUCACAAUUUGCUCUAUCCAUCCAUGGCUUAUGAAAAACACCAAAUGUGCUAGCAGUUACUUCACUCCAGCAGAAAUAGAUAAAGUUGACAAGUACAAGAGGGACUUGGCAGCUGGUUGCAAGGCCAAGUUUGUCAUCGAUCUGCUGCACAAGUCCUCCUACAGGGGGGAGAGGGUGCUGAUAUUCUGCCACAAUGUGUCCCCGAUAAACUUCUUGGUCAAGUUGAUCGAGCGUGUCUUCGGAUGGCGCCUCGGGGAGGAAGUCCUCGUGCUUCAAGGUAACCAGGAGCUUCCUGUCCGUUCCGACAUCAUGGAUAAAUUCAAUGGUGACAUUGAAGGAAAGAGGAAGGUGCUUAUUGCUUCGACAACAGCCUGUGCCGAGGGUAUCAGCUUGACAGGUGCAUCAAGGUUGGUCAUGCUGGAUUCAGAGUGGAACCACUCCAAGACCAGGCAGGCGAUAGCGCGGGCGUUCAGGCCUGGCCAGCAGAGAACCGUGUAUGUCUACCUUCUCGUGGCAUCUGGUACAUGGGAGGAGGAGAAGUACAGCAGCAACCGGAGAAAAGCUUGGGUAGCGAAAAUGGUCUUCCAUGGACGCUAUUUCGUUGAUCCGUUGCAGAACGCCGUGACUGCUAUUGAUGACAGUGUUCUCAAGGAACUUGCGGAUGAAGACAAGACCAAAACUUUCCAUAAGAUAGUUAAGCAGGACUGACCGACCAAUGCUGUUCUACCUCUGCCUGUUCCUCUAUCCUACAUGGCUAUUUUGUUUUUCUAAUGUGUAGACCUGCCCUGUAGCGUUUCUACACGGCCUCAUGUUUUUUUUUUAAUCUGGAUAGAGCCUCAUGUAUAUAUAGCAUGUAUGGACAUUCUCUAGUAUGAACCUAUCUGUUAUUUUGUAUGCUCU